AUGCUCGCAAACGUGUCGAAAGAAUGGGGCCGCGUGACGAGCUUGAUCGACCGUCGGCGGCGGUUAAAGCCGAGGAGUGAGGACGUGAACGAGCUGCAAAAGGUGGACUUUGCACGGCAAGCGAGAUCAAAUAAGAAUAAGAACAAGAAGCCGAAGAACGGACGCGAGGAAGAGGACGAUGGGAUUACGUUCACCGGAUCCAGCAGCAAGAAGAAGCAGAAGACGAAGGCGCCUAAGCAGACGGGGCAACAGACGGAGGUCGCUCGAUCGCGCCUUUCUCCCAGCGGGCCCGCGUUCGGGCCGGCGCGGAAAAAGUCGUGCGUUUCUGUGAAGCUGCUUGGAGGGGAGAACGGAUCAGCGGCUAAGCGCGACCUCCGGGGCCCCGCUCCCGCCGCUGCCGGAAGCGCAAUGUCGCCGGAGCUUACACCAGACGCCGCGGUAGAGGCUCUCGGCACGGCGGCAUCGCAGGAGAACGCGGAGGAGUGCGCGGCUGUGCUGGCGCGGCUGGGCCGGUCCGCGGAUAGCCUUCCCGCGGACCUGGCGGACGCAAUUGCGCGCGGGCGCGUGCCCGGGGCGGUGGUGGAGCGAUACGCGGAGAUGGAGAACACAGUGGUCCUGGGGUAUUUGAUGCGGUUCGGCGGGUUCAAGGAACGGUUGCUGGCAGACGAUCUGUUCAUGACCAAGGUCGCGAUCGAGUGCGGCAUUGGGAUCUGCACCAAGACCUCGGCGGAGUUGGAGAGGCGGCGAGGCGCCUUCUUCCCCGAGUUCGACUUCGUCAUUGCUGACGUGAUCAUGGCGCUGAUAGCGGACUUCAUGCUCGUGUGGCUGCCCGCGCCCACCAUCCCUCUGCACCCCGCUCUUGCCAAGGAGGCCACCGCCCUGCAAAAGUUUCUCGACACCUGCCCCGAUAACGCUUUCCAGGUGCCUGUGCGUGGCACGGAGUACACUCUCUUGCAGCGAUUCAUGGCUGUUCUGAGGAACGGAGCGAAGCUCAUGGUUGUUGGGACGACAGCAUCCCUGUUUGGCUGUGGCAUGACCAACGCUCUCCAAUGGGUGCGCAGGGAGCUUGCUGCUCCCCCGGCCGCUGCUGCAGCCACAAUCCCCUCCCUAGACCUCACCACUGCUGCCUCUUUCCCUCUAGACUCGUCGGCUGAACUGGCUGCUACAUUGAACCCUGCUGCUGCCAUUGACGCCGCCACGACUGCUGCAUUGGUAUUGGACCCGUUGGUUGCUGCCGAUGUGGCAGCUGCUGUGUCGGCGUCGGCUGCUGAUGUGGCGGCUGCGCUGGCCACGGCUGCUGAGGUGGCAACUGCAGCUGCGGGAACCAUUCCACCGGAUUUGGAGGUGCCUAUUCUCGCUACAAGCUUGGCCUAUGGGUCCUAUGCAGCCAUUUCUGCAAACCUAAGGUGGGUUGUGAUGGAGGGAAGGGGUUUCAUCGGAAGCAACCUCGUCAAGCUUCUGCUGGAUCGCGGGUAUCAUGUUCGCGGAACAGUUAGGGACGCGACAAAUGAGGACAAGACGUCAUGGAUUCGCGAUCUCGCAGAGGGCACUCCAGGCAAACUUGAGCUCUUUUCAGCCGACCUGGGCAAGCCUGGGAGCUUCGACGAAGCCGUUGAAAGAUGCGAGUUUGUGUGCCACGUCGCCUCUCUUGUUCGUAUGAGUGUGCCAAAUCCGCAAUCUGUUGUGGAUGCAGCCCUGGAGGGCACGAGAAAUGUAUUCUCUUCCAUCGUCAAGCACAAAACUGCCAAAAAGGUGGUGGUCACCUCAUCUGUAUCAGCAAUUAUUGACUACGCAAACAACAAGGACCAUGUAUUUACUGAAGAAGACUGGAACCAAGACCUUAGUCUUAAAGAUCCAUACCCGAUGGGUGAUAAGGCAACUGAUGAGUGGAUGGCUCUUCAUGGCCCCGGACUUGUAUUUUGGCAUUGUGCACAUUGA
This is a messenger RNA of Closterium sp. Naga37s-1, 1938 nucleotides long. The record is from the annotation of a GenBank genome assembly. Lineage: Eukaryota; Viridiplantae; Streptophyta; Zygnematophyceae; Desmidiales; Closteriaceae.